Aspergillus glaucus CBS 516.65 is the source of this 1009-nucleotide messenger RNA. RefSeq names its product NPP1 family protein. Lineage: Eukaryota; Fungi; Ascomycota; Eurotiomycetes; Eurotiales; Aspergillaceae. The record is from RefSeq and is a predicted model, not a curated record. The coding region runs from base 1 to 720 and encodes 239 amino acids. The transcript has 2 exons.
AUGUUGGCAUUGUUUGCUCUCCUCCCCCUCCUUGCUCAGGCAUCGCCUGUGCUUCCCCGCGCGGUUAUCGACCAUGGCCAGGUUGAGGGCUUCCCCGAGACCGUCCCCAGCGGUACCACUGGCGAGGUCUACAAGGCCUAUCAGCCUUAUCUUAAGGUGAACAGUGGCUGUGUUCCAUUCCCUGCUGUCGACGCUGAGGGAAACACCAGUGGGGGCCUAGACACCACCGGCUCCCAGAGUGGUGACUGCGACAGCAGCACCGGUCAGAUCUAUGUUCGCGGCGGCACUUCCAACACAACCAACGCAGAUGCCUACGCCCUGAUGUACUCCUGGUACUUCCCCAAGGACAACCCCUCGCAAGACCUGGGCCACCGCCACGACUGGGAGGGUGUUAUCGUCUGGAUCUCCGACCCGACCUCGACUUCUGCCGAUAACAUCCUCGCUGUGUGCCCGUCUGCUCAUGGCGGGUGGGACUGCUCGACCGAUGGGUACACGCUCAACGAGUCCACCUCCGAGCCACUGAUCAAGUAUUACAACGUCUGGCCUGUGAACCACCAGUGUGGAUUGACGGAUGUUGUGGGAGGUCAGCAGCCGUUGGUUGCGUGGGAGUCAUUGCCCACUGUGUCGAGGGCUUCCUUGGAAAAUACGGAUUUCGGAUCAGCCAAUGUGCCGUUCAAGAACGCGAACUUUGAGACCAACUUGGAGAGUGCGACUUAUUAAACAUCUCUAUUUCGUCCCGGGAAAAUGUAUAUAGUUAGUGGAUAUCCUUAAUUACCAUUCUUGAGUGUGGCUGGUCACGCGAAAAUACCUUUUUUUACUGCCAUGCCAUUCCAAAGACGAUUGAUCCGCCAGAUAUGUGAGACGAGAUCUUCAAAUCUCCCACGCCACCGUAAGGAAUGAGUUCCUUCGGUCCACGUAGUAACUAGCAAAUGGCCAAUGGUCGUGCAUGCCGGCUGUUUCGACCGCAGCGUCGCAGUGAUCCAUUGAACAAGCCUCGAGACGUAGAGUC